UUGUGUACAGACGGUCGUCCGCCCGCCUUGGCGUUUCGCGACUCCGAACAUGUGAUUCGAUAUUCAUAUUUGAGAAUUCGAGAAGUUUGUGAGGAAGAACGAUUUGUGACUUAUUGUGGACUUGUGAGUUCUUUUUUAGUGUGUUUUUGAUGCGUCGCGAACUUCGAUAUAACUUCAUAAAGAUCGCAAUCAGAGAUGAGAUGGAGCGCAGCGUCAGCGGUGAGGUGACGAAACAGUCCAAGAUGGCACACCACACCGUCGACGCGAUACCAUGGGGUGGCUAACUCCGUGACCGCUACCGAGACAGACAUACGCAUUUCGUAUGGAGAUGAACGGGACGGAAGCGCGGGCCGAGGAGCAGGCGGUGGAGCUCGCGUUGAGCGUGGCCGUCACCGUCAUCUCCGCCAUUGGAUUACUCCUCAACGCCUACAUAUUGUUUAUCAUUGUUAUCACAAAACAGCCGGCGUCCGCGUCAUCAGUAUUGUUGGUACACCUGGGCGCAGUGGGUGCGUUGGCCAGCGGCGCCGCCUUGUGCGCUGGUGGUGGCGGCGGUGCGUGCGCGUGCGGCGCUUUACUCCACGCGCUGCACCCUCUACAGCUGUGGACCGUGUGUGGGCUGCACGCCGACCGCGCCGCCGCAAUUGCUGCACCAUUGCAUUACGCUGCCAUUGUAUCUGCACGGAAGGUAAUGAUCUGCGUGGCGAGCGGCUGGGUAGCAACGGCAGCAUUGCUAGCUCCUUUGGCUGCUGCCAAACCUCCGCUGGCGUACAGCAGCGGCCUCGGCAGUUGCGCUCCAGAUUGUAGCGCUGGACCAGCCGCACUAGGAUUCUGUUUACUGUACGCCUUGUUGACUUUACUGCUCCCUGUUGUACUAGUUCUCCUUUGCAGUUUGAAAAUCCUUCGCAUAGCUCGUUACCAUCGACACAGAAUUGCUGCAGCCAUAUACGAAGUAACUUUGUCAGCUCAAGUUACAGUGACCCAUCAACGCAAUCCAUUUUCUCCUCCACCACCACAUCGUCACCGAGCAUUAUCAGCAGUGCUCCAGCCAUUAGGUUCUUUGGCCAUUCUAUAUUUCCCAUAUUAUUGUGUUUUAAUAUGGCCCGCUAUAGCGAUUCCACCUCAGCCUGUAGCAGCUUUGUCGGCCGCUUUAUUAGCAGCUGCUCCACCUGUCAAUGGUAUCUUAUAUGGAAUUAGAAGUCGUGCGCUUCGAGAUUCUCUACGUAAUUAUAGACGAAAAAGAAUGACAAAAAGUGAGGUUACUCAAGAGAUUCAAGCAAGAACACCGAGUGCUUGUGGAUCACGAAGGCCGUCUUUGUCAGCGGGUUCAGGUUGUAUACGACCGCCGACCACAAGGAGACUAUCUGAUGCAGCAGCAAUGGGUUCUAGAGGUUCAGAGCGGCCAGCGCCAAGAGCUGCAUCUUGUAAUAUGCUUCAGGAUUCCCAGGAAGAGGACGUACCUCGGCCUCGAACAUCUGCUAUUCCACUUAUUCGUGCUCCCCCACACGUAGUUCUAGGUAGGGCGCUUGGUUUAGAAGAGACAGGUGUUCGGGGUCGGCGACGGCAAUCUCCUAGAAUCACAGUAACAAGGGCCAUGUCCGAUGAGAGUGAAUCGCCAACCCGUCGCCCUUUGUGUCGACAACAGUCGAGGUCAAGUGGCGCUUUGCUCGGUGGUUUGUCUUACUCGCCAGCUUUAUCAGAGAACGUGAAUGUUGACAAUCCGGACGAGCAGCUCCUUCUCUCAUGGCCACAACAUCAACCUCACGUGAGAUAUAACGCUUUAUAAAACGGGUAUUUUUAUUGAUAGUAUUGCUGAUAGAUGUGCGUUUAGGUGCUUAAUACACACAGCGGUGUAGCGCCGCGCAACACGUUGGACCGUCGCGAUGCGUAAUGGCGAUUCACAAGUUUAUAGUAUUUAUAGUUUCAAUCGACUUCAGAAAGAAGGAGGUGAAUUUAUGAUCAUAUAGAUGUUAUAAGUCUUGGGAGGUUAUCACUGUGCUGGAGGGAAAGGAAUUUUUAGUUAUCGACUACUAUGUUUUCUAAAUAAAAUGUACAAUUAUCCUCCUUUUUCAAAAAGAAGGAAGUUUUCAAUUCGGUUGUAUUUUUUUUAUGUUUGUUACCUCAUAACUUUGGCAGUUAUAAACUGACUUAGAAAAUUCUUUUUUAUCUGAAAGGAUAUACAUACAGAUAGGUUCUAUACAAAAUUUUAACAAAUCGAUUCAGUAGUUUAGUUUUUAAAUCAAAAUAAUUGGUUAAAUAACUGGAUUUGCCACAAUCGAAGUAGUUUUUUUUUAUGGAGCACAAUUCUUUUUUUUAUGCAACUUAAA
This is a messenger RNA of Galleria mellonella (greater wax moth), 2324 nucleotides long. RefSeq names its product beta-3 adrenergic receptor-like. The transcript is spliced from 4 exons. The coding region runs from base 323 to 1783 and encodes 486 amino acids. Gene Ontology annotation, cellular component: membrane. The record is from RefSeq and is a predicted model, not a curated record. Gene Ontology annotation, molecular function: G protein-coupled receptor activity. NCBI's taxonomy places the organism in Eukaryota, Metazoa, Arthropoda, Insecta, Lepidoptera, Pyralidae. Gene Ontology annotation, biological process: G protein-coupled receptor signaling pathway.